CAAAGGCAUUCUUAGUGUUCGUUUUGUUUGUCUUGGAUUAAUUUCACUGUCCCCAUGGCGCAGUAAUUGUCAAACAAUAGGUAAUUGUUGUUCGCUUGAAUGAUAACAAGCCGACUUAACAACAUUCCAACACAAUGCCCGAAUCAAAGAUCAAAAUACUUCAAAAAAUGUGCUGUCUUAUGGAAAAGUGAACUUGUUUCUUCUACAUAGACUUAUUUAAAAUUCUUGAAAUCAAGAUGUUUAUCACUGUUAGAUUUGGAGGUAGGAAAUAUGCAAAUUGACGUGAUUUUUAGUCAACCUGACGAAAUUUCCUCGUCAGUGUUUCGACAUAAUGUAGAUAUUAUUCACUCAAUGACUCAUCCUUUUUAUAUGUUUAGAUUGUCAAGAAGCUCUCUUCAACCCAAACUGUAUGACAAAGGUUCUUCUAGAGGACAUAAAGAAGAGAUGUCGUCGAGAUAGAGAAGGUGUUUAAAGAUUUGGUUGAGUUUUCCGCGUGUGCUUGCCCACUUGUAUUAUAUUGACUUUGGCGAGUUGUUUGAUGAUUAACUGUUUGCUUGUUGUUUAAUGCUCUACACGGGUUUGUUUUUCAGAAGUAAUUGACUUGUCAGAUGAGUCAGGUAAUCUAAAAAAUUUGCUUGAACAUAAAGGAGAUUAUGCGACACAACAUUUAAAAGCAAGGCAUUCAUUUAUACUCAUCAAAGUUGACAGUAAGUGUCCAGUAAUAUCAUACCAUAAACAUAUCAUGGUUAUGAUAUUUGCCCCAUAUACAUUUUCUUUUCAAGAAACUUUAUCUUCUUUUACAUCACUCAUCUGACCACACACAAGCUAAUAUAGAGAUUUACUAGGAAUAAAAUAUUGAUUAAUUCAUGUGGUGCUUUAUUUGUUAAAUUAUUUAUGCAGUUAUUUAUUUAUUUAUUCAAUUAAAUUUUAUCCAUCGAGGACUUGGACAGCUACAUUAUAGAAUAGAACUAUGGUUGAAAGGGUUGCUCAAAAUACUCAGUGUUUUUGAUGGACCACUAAAUCCUCCAUGCAGAUUGUCUUUUUUUUCUCUUGUGAAACAGUAGGAGAAUUUAACAUUGAAUCAAAAGUUGACUGAAAGCUUUAUUCCUUACACUACUUCAUAUGACUUGAGGCCAUUAAACUAUCAAUAAGCAGCAGAUAUUAUUCACUUAUCCUUGUUUGAGAUGUAGUGCCCGCUAUUAAAGUUGUUGAAAACUAGGAAUAUGACCGGAAGGAAAAUGAAUCCCCAGCUCUUGAAUUUAAUGCUUUGCUUAGGAAAACUUAAACAAGUAAUAAUUUAGUGUAAGUUAGGUACCCAUUUAUGCCCCUGGGUGUAGAGAGUCACUCUGUGAGGAAAGUGUCUCGUAGAAGAAAACAAUAUUUUGACCUUGGUUAAGGUUUGAAUUUGGACCAUGUGAUCCAAUAACUGGGUAAUUUAGUACAAUUAUUAACUGAGUUGAUAAUGAAGAAAGUUGAUGAUAAAAAGCUAAUGUUUCAAGUGUCAGCUCUUCAUCAUCAACUCUCUUCAUUAUCGACUCAGUUAAUAAUACUAAAUUACCUUAUUAUACUCUUCCACUGAAGCAGUAGCACAGUUUUUAAGAAACUCACUCCCUUUAUCCUAUAGCUGCUAGGUGAUUGACACUUACAUGAUUAUGCAAUACAUUUUGCUUUUUCCUUUAAUUUUCUUUUUUUUACUUUUUUGUUUUUGUCUCAAGGAAAAGAAGGAGAAGAAACGUACACUCCCUUACUAAAUGACAUCAAGACAAUAACAUCAUCUUUUCUGCGUAAGUCCUUCUGUGCUUUAUUGCUUAUUACAAACAGAGAUUGAUUGUUUCAUUGACCCUGUCCUCUGAAAAUCUAAAUCUAAAUAAUUUCUAAAAAACAUCUGCUAGGCAUUUCUUAUGUUCUAUGGAACCAGGAACUUGGUGUUGAAUAAACAAUUUUCCCUAAUUUUUAUUUUUCUGUUUUCCUUUUAUCUUUCUACUUGAAAGUGUGCUGGUAUUUUUGCAGGAAAUUUCUUAUGGUCAAUCCUGGCAGUUAAGGGGUUACUAUAUUGAAUACUCAAUGACAGCAGAAAGUAACUCAGUUCACUUACUAGUUACAUUUCCUCUGUAGCUAGGAUUAGAUAGUCAAGGCCAAGUUAUCCAAAACUGCGUCAACAUAUUUCCAGUUUCUUUGUGAUUUAGUGACUAAGAUUAGAUCUCUUCAUCUUGACUGAGAUGUUGCUUGAUUGCAGGUAACCUAAUACCAUUUUCUAAGGUUUCCACUUAUACUUCCAAGAGGAAACAGGCACUGUAAGAGUUAAAUGUCUUACCCAAUGACAUAGAACCAUGACAGGGCUGGGCUUGUAUCAUGAUUGGUCAAUGUGGAGUUCAGCAGGCUAGCAGUAAGCCACCUUCUCCCCCUUCUGCUAUACCUCCAGUUAAGAGUCUGUGAGCCUCUAGAGUUUCUUUAAAAAACAUUGAAAAAAAGAGUGCUAUCCUGGCUUUAGGUUUGAGAAAUAAUCUCUUCAGCAGUUAUGUUUUUGUUCUCAGAACAUCUCAGCAGGCCUCAAAGCAGCCAAAGUACUGUCUCACCACCAAGUCGCCAGGGUAGGCGCAAGUCAAGUGCUAAUUGGACAAAAGCUAGAACAAGUUUAGCUUUGAGUGGCGACCUUAGAAAGAGAUCAAGAGUCAGGAAAUGAGCAUGGAACUGACAGCAUCAGCGAGUGAAUAAGACGUUGGAUCAUAAUACAGUUAUAGCUCACCUUCAGCAUUUUUUUUCUGAUUCAAAUUUUCUUUUAUUCUUUUAAAGUUGACUCUUCUGAGCACAUAUUUAUGCCUCCCAUGGAAAAAGCCCUUGUAAACUUCCCUGAAACUCAAUAUUUGCAUAAAUUAUAUUUUUAAUUCAAAGAUUUUUUCAUUCUUUUAAAGUUGAAUCUUCUAAGCAGAUAUUAUAUUUAUGUCUCCCAUGGAAAGAGCACUUGUAAACUUCCAUGAAACUCAGUAUUUACAAAAAUGACAUUUUUGAUAUUGUUAAUAGCACAGACACACACCUCCAUAUCUAACACAUUAGUCAUGCAGAUGAGGGCUUCUUAGCAACUGCCCACCUACCCCUCCCCUAACCCAACAACAGUCAAGGGGUAGGUGUGAAGUUUCUCAGAUAUUGACAUCUAUGUCAGAUAAGUAUAUUGUAAUAAUGCUACUGUUACAUAAUAUGGAAAAGUGUUCUGGUAAACUGUCAUAUCACAUCCUUCAGCAUUUCAAAAGGAAAAUAACAAUUGUCGAUUGUGUAUCCUGAAUAUAAACUCUCAAACUCUCUUGGUCAAAAUUUCAUUUUUUCCAAAAUUAACAUACACUCUUACAUUUCCA
Molecule: messenger RNA, 3350 nt
Organism: Pocillopora meandrina
Lineage: Eukaryota; Metazoa; Cnidaria; Anthozoa; Scleractinia; Pocilloporidae
Source: the annotation of a GenBank genome assembly